UUUUUUUGCCGUGUAGUUAAACCACCAAGUCUGUCCGAGCUCGGGAAGCCAGCGGGGCAGCUCAAAGUGCACAGAGUAGUAACGUUUUGUUUCUGGAGGUAUUUUUUUUUUUGCCGCUGCUGGCGGAACGGGGUAGCUUAGCCGUUUGUUCUCACCGUGACAAAACAUCCGCCUCCAUGAAAUGUAAUUGACUGUGUUGUUAUCAUUGAUAGCGCAGACGCUGCUGGGAACACCUCCCAAAGAAGAGCUGAAGAAGUGGAAGCACAGGCCCAGCUGCUGCAACUCCUCUCUGGGACUGUUCAGCUCUUCUCUUGCCAUGGAAUAAUUUUUGUUGGAAAGUUUUUCUGCCACAACACGUCGACCAUCGCCCCCUUUUUUUUUUUUUAAACAUUUUUUUUUAUUGCAUCUUUGAAAGAAGGAGUGUCACACCUUUGCCAGAGUUGGACAGUCAUGAUGAUGAUGAUGAGCACUGAAGCCCAGAAGCAGAGGUUUAGCUCCUGACUGAAAACCAUGAAGCAGCCAGGGAAGUGACCUCAGGGGACACUACAGCCGGAGGGUGCCACACACUGGCACCAUGGCAUCCAAGGAGAGACUGUAUGAGGUCUGGAUGCUCUACUACACUAAGAGGGAUCCAGACUACUUGAAGCUGUGGCUGGAGAUUUUCAUCAGCUCCUAUGAGCGAUGCCUGGACGUGGACUUUGAAAAGCCGCCUUCAAGGACAGAGGAGGUUCCCCCGGUGUUGACCCUCCUCCCUGACAACAUCCUGCAGGUUUUGCGCCACCAGCUGCUGCAGUGCGUCCAGAAAGCCUCUGAUGGCCUGGAGCCCGAGCAGCAAAACCUGGCUCUGCUGCUACUCAAGUUCCUGAUCAUCAUCUGCAGGAACCUGUCCAACGUGGAGGAGAUUGGCACCUGCUCUUACAUCAAUCACAUCAUCAACAUGACAACACUCUAUAUUCAGCAGCUCAAGAGCAAGACCAAAGAGAAGGAGAUGGCAGACCAGAGCCAGGCGGAGGAGUUUGUCCGUCAUGCGCUGGCCUUCUGCGAAAGCCUCUAUGACCCUUACCACAACUGGAGGCAUCGAACCUGCGGGGAGCAGCUGGGAACAGUAGAGAGGAGCAGACAGAAGUACAAGGCGGCUCCACUCACUGUUGAGUUUGUUCCCUUCUUUUACCAGUGCUUCCAGGAGAGCGAGCACCUGAAGGAGAGUCUGAAAUGCUGCCUGCUGCACCUGUUUGGAGCCAUAGUAGCUGGCGAUCAGAGGAACGCUCUGCUCGCCAUCUCUCCAGCCACCAUGGAGGUGUUGAUGCGGGUGCUGGCUGACUGCUCCAUGGGUAACUGCUCUUCAGAUGAAGGCGAGGACUGGGACAGCGAGGCCCCCGACCGCAAGGCGCUGCUGACUCUGGGCUGCCUGCGAGAGGUGGUGCAGCGCCUCCUCGCGUCCAGCUCCGACCAGCGGCAGGUGGAGAUCGCCUCAGUGCUGGAAAACUACUUUAAGCUGCUCAACUCAGACCCGGCCGCUGUGGUCUCUGCCCGACAGCAGCAGCAGCAGCAAGCCAAGGGCCGAGUGCCGACACUGGGCCGACACUGGGAGAGCCGGUUUGUGGCGCUGCAAGUAAACAUGCUAGACACUAUCAGGGACAUGUUCCUGUGCUCGGACAGGCCGGUUCUACAAGCCAUCUUCCUCAACAGUAACUGUUUUGAGCAUCUGACACGACUGCUGCAGAACAGCAAGCUGGUUAACGCUAGGUGCACGGCGGCAGACAAGGACCAGAAAGAUAUAACCAACAACAGGUUACUGACAGGAGAGAGGGACACUCAGGUGUUUCAAGGGCGACUAGACUCCCUCGCUGUAGCAACUAUCAAAGCCCUGACAACAGUGAUGCAUAAAUCACCAGCUGCAAAGGAGGUUUUCAAGGAGAGGAUCGGUUACAAUCAUCUGUAUGAGGUGCUCAUCUCCCUUGGCCAACCAUCCCGACACCUCCUCAAAGAGCUGAUGAACAUGGCGGUGGAGGGUGAGCACACCUCAGUGGGGCUCCUGGGCAUCAGUAAUGUGGAGCCCUUGCUGCUGCUGGUCCAGUGGCUCCCGGAGCUGGACUCAUCGGAGCUGCAGCUUUUCACGGCCGAUUGGCUCCGCCGCCUCAGUUGCCUCAAUCGCCAGACCCGUGCAACCUGCGUCAACGCCACCAUGGUCAUGCGAGCACUGUCUGCCCUGGAACGCCACCAGCGGCUACAUCGAGCUUGCGCUGAGAGUCUACUGGGGCUGGUGGGAUCGCUGGGCUCCCAGUCCUUGAGUGCCAGAGAACUAUUGGGGCUGCUGCGCCUCCUCAGGCCUCCAGAGUCCAGCCAAGCACACCCCUAUGUAGGUCCCGCCUUGAGAGCCCUCCUGGCCAUGGUACGCAAGCAGGGCCUGGAGAGUGCCAUGCAGUACUUUGACCUGUCACCCAGCAUGGCAGGCAUCGUCGUUCCAACAGUGCAGCGCUGGCCGGGCUCCGCCUUCAGCUUCCUCGCCUGGUUGUCGCUGGACCAGGACCAGCUGGGCCCACCCAGCAAAGACAAGAGGAAACAGCUCUACAGUUUUUUUACCCCGGGAGGGACGGGGUUCGAGGCCUUCAUUAGCUCAGCGGGCGUGUUGGUGGUGGCUGUAUGCACGAAGAAGGAGUAUGUCACAGUCAUGCUGCCCGACUACUGCUUCUGUGACUCUCUCUGGCACAGCAUCAGUGUGGUGCACGUACCAGGAAAGAGGCCGUUUGGACAGAGUCUCGUCUACAUUUAUGUUGAUGGACAGCAGAAACUGUCUGCCCCGCUUAAGUAUCCGACCAUGACAGAGCCGUUCACGUCCUGCUGCAUCGGCUCUGCAGGCCACCGCACCACAACUCCCCCGCCCUCCCAGAUCCCAGACCCUCCCUUCUCCUCCGCCACCACACCCACCACUCGCUCCUCGCUGGGCGGCAUCCUGUCACCGCAGACCUGGGGGGGAUUGCUCGGGGGAAAGCCCGAGUCUGUGACUAAGCUCAUCUCUGCAGGGACUCAGGACAGCGAGUGGGGAAGCCCCACGUCCCUGCAGGGCCAGCUCGGGAGCGUCAUGGUGUUCCACGAGCCCCUGCAGCCCAAUCACAUAAAAGCCAUCUGUAGUGCUGGUCCAAACUGCAUCUCUCCAUUCAAAGCCCAGGAGUCAGAACUCGGCGACCUCUCAGCCAAACUGCUGCUGUACUACUCGCCCAAGGCUUGUAGGAACCCCAUCUGUCUAGACCUGUCUCCGAACAUGCUGCAUGGACGCCUGACUGGGAACAAAGUGGUCAACUGGGACAUCAAGGAUAUGAUCAACUGUGUGGGCGGCCUGCCGGUGCUGUUCCCUGUUCUGGAGCAGCUGACCCUGGUGACCCCCGAUCAACACGCCGGUGAUCCUGCAGCUGGGUCGGAUUUCAUCACCCCUGAUGUGACCACACCGGCUGAUGGAGACUGGGUCAUUCUCCCAUCCAACAGAGCGUCAGAGGCUCGUCUGGAGAAGAAUCUGGUGGCCACCUUCCUCUUGGUGCUGAAGCAUUUCCUGCAGAGGCAUCCCAUCAACCAGGAGACUCUGCUCCACUCGCAUGGCGUCGGUACACUGGGAGCUCUGCUUCAGAAGCUGCCGGCGGGUCACGUCGAUGUCAGCGUGCUCGUUGCUAUGCAGCUGCUGAUCGAGCAGGUGACAUAUGAGAAGAACCAGGCGCUGCUGCAGCAGCUUCACACGCAUCUACUGUUCAACUUCAACAUCUGGAACAAAGGAGACUUCCCUCUGCGCAUUGGUCAUAUCCAGUACAUGUCCACCGUCAUCAAAGACAACAGGAAACAGUUCAGGAAAAAAUAUGGAGUUCAGUUUCUGUUGGACACCGUACGCCUUUAUUAUGGGAAGAGCAGUAAUAAAGAGAGUGACCUGAGUGAGGAUGACAUCCGUACCAUCCGGGCUUCUCUUUCUGGCCUCAUCAAGUACUACAUCAGCAAGGGCAUGUCACAGGAAGAGAUGCACAGCCUUCUGGGAUAUGUCGCUGCCAUCGGAGACGAGGAACAGCUGUGUGGGCUGCUGGAGUUGUUGCUCAGCCUUCUUCAGAGCAGUCCGGCCAGGGACCAACUCUUCCUGCUCCUCUUCGAGCCCGGGGCGGCCGACUCCUGCUACGCUCUCCUGCUCAAUAACAAACACUCAGACCGACUCAGAGAGCUCGUCUUCAAGCUCUUCGAGCGCAUGUUGCGCUGCGACCGCGUCUAUGAGAAGAAUAAGCAGCGUCUGCGGCUGAGAGAGGCGGGUUACUCCAGCCUGUCGCUGCUCUUCUCUGAGCUGCACAUCACUCAAACUCUGAUCCGCUGCCUCCUCAACCAGGUCCUCCACACAGAUCAAGUGGUGAACUACAAGGACCUGAUGUCUCUGGUGCAGCUCACUCACCGGGCCGGACCCACUGUGCGCCUCAUCGUCUGCAAGAGGGUGUACCAGCUGCUACAGUCCCAACAGGAUGCUGCGUUCCAGAUCUCAAAGCAGCAGUGUUGGCAGGACACCCUCAUGCGGCUGUACCUGCGGGGGGAAGGGUCCUUGCCGCUGCGGAGCGCCGACACCGUCAGCACCUGCAGCCUGGACCUGAGCCGGCCCGGUGGCGGCAACGUUAACCGCCUGGAGCUGCCGCUGGAGAGGCGGGCACGGGCAGGCAGCGCUGGCCGCCUGGACCGGCUGGAGGACGACCGGCUCAGCAUCGGUGACACGCGUUCUGUGGACAGCCUGGAGAAUGGCGACGUCAUCUCGCUGCUGGACACGCCGUCCUCCUCUGCGUCCACCGAGCCACAACUCCACGUCAAGCCCUGGGUGGUGGGAAAAUCAGGCGGGCUGACGCUGGACCUGUCCCACCUGCAGGCCUACGAAGGCGCAGAGAGCGGCAGCCAAACACCCGGGAGCAUGCCCAGCACGCCGUCACCACUCGAGGCUUCAAAGCCUUUCCCAGGAAGCUCCGGAGAUCGAGAUGCAACUUCCUCCCUGACUGAAGACAGCUUCCUCUUCAGUGACAACAUCUCACUGGGGGAAUCCUUCAACAAUGCUGAGCGGGCGGAGGAGGAGCUGUGCGGCAUGCUGCUGGAGAUAGUGCUGUGUGUGAUGUGGCGAGGCGUCGAAGGUUCGGAUGAUUCGGCGUGGCUGGAGCGAGGCCAGGUCUUCUCAGCUCUCACCAAACUGGGAACCGCCAACGAGCUGCUGCUUCCUGUCGACCAAAUCAAACUGAGUCUAAUGGAGCGUAUGUUGGAAUGGGCGGUGAGCGAUAACCGCGAGGCGUCGGCCGCCACGUUGCCACAACACACGGAGAACGCAGUGCGGUUGCUUCACAUGGUACAAGACUUCCUGCAGGCGGAGGGUCUGGUCAAUCCAGCGCUGUGGACGGAGAAGGUGCUGGAGGAGACUGUGACGCUGAUGGACAGCCUCAUGGUGUGGUACUCUGCUGGCACCCAGUGGUUCCAGCUCUCCCAGGUCGGACUCAGACUGCUGCUGGGCUUCAUGGCGCAGGAGGAUCCUGAGGUGUGUGCCAUGGCCACUGCCAAGCUCAACGGCAUCCUGCAGACCAAGGAGGUGUCCAGCCAGGACGAGGCCUGCUACCUGCUCGGGAAGGUGGAGGGCAUCCUGCGACGCUCCAUGCAGGAGCAAACGGAGGAGACCUACUCUUUCCUGGUUCCUCUGCUGCGAACGCUGCUCUCCAAAGUCCACCGCCUCCUCUACAUGGAGCUGCACCUGCCCCAGCUCCCGGACACCAACGGCAGCCCGUCCUUCUUCGAGGACUUCCAGAUGUACUGCAAGUCACCUGAGUGGCGCGUCUACCUCGACAAAUACAUUAUUCCGUAUAUGAAGCAGUAUGAAAUCGAAACAUUCAGCCAAGGUCAUGAGACCAUGGCUCUGUACUGGAAGGAGUGCUAUGAGGCCUUCAUGGUCAACCUGCAUAAGAGAGAGAGGGAGAGGGGCGAGAGCAAGAUCCGCUUCCAGGAGCAGUUUGUGGAGCCCUUUUCACGCCGAGGCCGUCAGGAGAACCUACGCUACAACAGCAUGCUGAAGCAGCAGCACAGCCAGAACAGCGCCACCCUCAGGCAGUGGAAGGCAGCACGGCGGGGUCUGGUGUGUGAGAGAGGGCCGUGGGCUGACAGGCAGCAGGAUGAGAUGCACUGGAGGGUUUCCAGUGCUGAGAACUACUCCCGCAUGAGGUUGAAGUUGGUCCGUAAUUACAACUACGACCCUCACAGGGAGGCCAGCGCCCUGAGAGACAACCUAGGUGUCCAUCAGCAGCGUGUGAACCCGGAGUCUCUGCUGCUGGAGGCCGUGAAGCAGGUCAAAGUCAGCGACCUGGAAGAUGACAUCCUGGAGCUGCCGGAGGACGACCCCGCUGCUGCCAGCAACCAGGUUGAAGCAGAGGAGGCCGGCCAGAAGGAGAAGCUGGUGCUGUGGGAGGACUGUGAGCUGGUGACGGUGGUGGACGUGGUGCCCGGCCGCCUGGAGCUCACCACCCAGCACAUUUACUUCUACGACAGCAGCCAGGAGAAAGAGGAAGGAGUGGGCCACGACUUCAAGUGGCCCCUCUCUCAGAUCCGAGAGGUCCACCUGCGACGAUAUAACCUGCGUCGCUCUGCUCUGGAGAUCUUCCUCAUCGACCAGACAAACUACUUCCUCAACUUCAAGAAAGAGGCGAGGAACAAAGUCUACAGCCGCAUGUUGCUGCUGCGAUCGCUCAGCCUCUAUGGAACCCGCUCGCCACAGGAGCUGCUCAAAGCCUCUGGACUCACGCAGAAAUGGGUGAACCGGGAGAUCUCCAACUUUGAUUACUUGAUGCAGCUCAACACGAUUGCAGGCAGAACGUACAACAACCUGGCUCAGUACCCAGUGUUUCCCUGGAUUCUAGCGGACUACACUUCAGAGGAGCUGGACCUGUCUGAUCCUCGGGUGUUCAGGGACCUGUCAAAGCCUGUGGCCGUGCUUAAUGAACGCAACGCCAAGGCAGUUAGAGAGAAGUAUGAAAGCUUCGAGGACCCAACAGGCACCAUUGACAGGUUCCAUUAUGGCACCCACUACUCCAACGCUGCUGGGGUGAUGCACUACCUGAUCAGAGUGGAGCCCUUCACCUCCCUGCACAUCCAGCUGCAGAGCGGACGGUUCGACUGCGCUGACCGCCAGUUCCACUCCAUCCCAGCGACAUGGCAGACGCUCAUGGACAACCCCAACGACGUCAAGGAGCUCAUCCCAGAGUUCUUCUACUUCCCAGAAUUCCUAGAGAACCAGAAUGGCUUCGAUCUGGGUCGCCUGCAGAUCUCUAAAGAAAGGGUGAACGAUGUUGUUCUGCCCAAAUGGGCCAAGUCCCCGGAGGACUUCAUCUACAAGCACCGCAAAGCCCUGGAGUCAGAGUAUGUAUCAGCGCACCUUCAUGAGUGGAUCGAUCUGAUCUUUGGUUACAAGCAGAAAGGCCCAGCAGCGGUGGAGGCCCUGAACGUCUUCUACUACUGCACAUACGAGGGUGCAGUGGACUUGGAUGCCAUCACUGAUGAGAAGGAGCGGAAAGCCCUGGAGGGCAUGAUCAGCAACUUUGGACAGACGCCCUGCCAGUUACUCAAGGAGCCCCAUCCAGUGCGUCUGUCUCAGGAGGAAGUGGAGAAGAGGAAAGUUCAGCUGGACUCGUGUCCUCUCAGCAUGUUCGAACACCUCAGUGACCUCAAGUCCUUCUUCGUGGAGGGCAUCAGUGACAACGUGCCGCUGGUUAAAGCUGUGGUGCCAAAGAAUCAGUCCCAUUCCUUCAUCACCCAAGGGAGCCCUGACACUAUGGUGACAGUGAGUCAGAACUGCCUGGUUGGGACCCAUGGGUGGCUGCCUUACAACAAGAAUAUCUCCAACUACUUCACUUUCAUCAAGGAUCCCACAGUGUCCAACACCAAGACGCAUCGUUUUCUGUCGGGGCCCUUCGCCCCUGGUGUAGAGGUGACGGCGGGGCUGUUUGUGGUCUCCCACGACGGCAAGUUGCUCUUCAGCGGUGGCCACUGGGACAACAGCCUCCGGGUCACCUCCCUGGUGAAGGGCAAGACUGUGGGACAGCACAUCCGACACAUGGACAUUGUGACCUGUUUGUCAACAGACCACUGCGGCAUCCACCUGAUCUCCGGCUCCAGAGACACAACCUGCAUGGUGUGGCAGGUUCUGCAGCAGGGCGGAGCUCCUAUGGGUCUCCAUCCCAAACCAGUUCAGGUGUUGUAUGGACACACGGACGAGGUGGUCAGUGUCAGUAUCAGCACUGAGCUGGACAUGGCUGUGUCGGGAUCACGGGACGGGACAGUGAUCAUCCACACGGUGCGUCGGGGUCAGUACAUGCGUUGCUUACGACCGCCAUGUGACAGCUCCCUGCCGCUGUCCAUCCUCCACCUGGCUGUGUCCUGGGAGGGUCACCUGCUGGUCCACACCUGCGUCGAGGGCAAAGCAACACUCAAGGAUAAAAACGCCCUUCAUCUUUACUCCGUAAAUGGAAAGCACCUGGGCAGUGAGCCUCUGAAGGAGCAGGUGACCGAUAUGUGUGUUUCAGGGGAGUAUGUGGUCAUCGGCAGCGAGCAGGGAUACCUGUCCAUCCGUGACCUCUACAGUCUGUCUCUGUGUGCGGAGCCCAUGGCGAUGCGGGUGCCGGUGCGGUGCGUCUCCGUCACCAAGGAGCAGAGCCACGUCCUGGUCGGCCUGGAGGACGGCAAGCUGAUCAUCGUGGGCGUGGGCAAGCCGGCGGAGAUGCGUUCGGGCCAGAUCGCACGGAAGCUGUGGGGCUCCAGCAAGAGACGGACCCAGAUCUCUUCAGAGGAGACGGUCUACAACACCCAGCACGACCACAACUGACCCACCCAUGUCCCCUGAGCCCUAAACCCCACCCCCCACCCACCCCCCACGCACAUCCUACAUUCCUGUCACCCACUUCGCCUCCAUACUUGUCAAACGCCACACACGUCGCCUCAUUCGGUCCCUUCAGUUCCUCCUGCAGUUUAAUGGGCUGGUGUGCAGCUGUGUUGCGGCGCUAGAGCAUCAGAUAUCAGAAAGUCUGCACGUUCAUGCGUCAUGAUCGUGCUUUGUGCGUGUGUGUGUGUGUGUUCUCCUGCUUUGGAUUGACCGUAUGGCGCUGGCGCUGUGGUUCAAAUCCAGAAGUAGCGCCAGCCAGCCUCAGCGCCACCACGCCGCUCUCUCUUCAUCCUGUAAACAACAUUCACACCAUCCUCCACCAUACUGUUUCUCCAGCAGAGGCACUGUGUGUUCUCCGACCUGCUCAGCUGAAAUGCGUCAGGAUCGGUCAGCUAACUGCUCUCUUGUAUGUCUGUGUAUAUAUAUGUGUGUGUGUGUGUGUGUGUUACCAUGCUCCGUCUCAAAAUAUAGUUUCAAGUGGCCUUUUCACCCCCCCCCCCCCCAGUUUGCCUUCGACGCAGACAGGCGGGCCUGUGCUCUGUAGGCCGAGACUUUUCAUGGUUGCCUCAAAGCUGCCACACAGCAGCCUUAUGCAGUAAGACGGCUCCAUCACUCAUAAGACCAAACUCUCUGCCUUUUCCAUUGGAUUUUAUACAUGUAUGUGCGUUUGUGUGAUUUUGUAUUUUUUUUUUAUUUGUUUUUGUAUUGUGGAUUUCUUUUUUUUGUUGUUUUCACUUUUGGUUCUUUUUUUUUUUUUUUUUUUUUGACAAAUUUCUGCAUGUGCCCAGAAAACUUGGCAUCUCUUCGUAUGCAUGGUAUUUUUUUGUCCAUUUUGAGAUUAGGUAGCGAUUGAGAAGGAAGGAGUCUUUUUAUUUUUAUUUUUUAAGUUAGGAUAAUAGCUGACUUGUUCUGUUUGAAACGUAAAAAAAAAAAAAAAAAAAGCGGAAGAUAGCAUCUGUCUUUAAUGUUAGGAUAUCGCUUAAGAUAUAGUUUUGUAUGAAAAAAAAAAGAAAAAAUCACUACACUACAGGUGAAACACUACAUCAAGACAACAAGCUUCCACGUGACGGUUUAUCACAGCAGCACAGAGAAAACAACUUCAACUCCUUAUCUCAAUGCUUCAUUGAAUGUUUUUUUAAGUUACUUGAAUCUGUGUUUUGUUUAUUUAUAAGUAAAAGUAGCAGUUUUCUGUCUCCUGAACGCAGACACACGCUCAACUCUUCUGACUGUUCAGACACCUGUGAAAGAAGGAGAAAGAAGAAAUCCUCAAGGGCUUUACGAGAUGUCAGUGUUAGCAGCAAUACAGCUCCUUCAUCGGGUGCCUGUCGACGCUUUCUUCCCGCAUAGGUUGCUCAACCAGCCCUCUGCUGUACCUCCAGUCUUCCUGUAGCUUAACUGGGAGAGUAAAUGUACCCCGACCCCCUUCCCACCCCCCUUUCCCCCACAGCUGCCUUUAGCUCUCACCCUUACCUCUAACUAUCAUCCUUUCUUAUUUUCGCAUCUCAUUCUCCUCCCUGCUCAUUGUGACGCGACUGAUUUCAGAGGAGUUUUUCCUUUUUUCGAGGGGCAUCAAGAAGGUUUGCACGCCUUGUUUAUGUCGCUUUGGAGAUGUGUUGUUCGUGUGUGUGUGUGUGU
Seriola aureovittata is the source of this 10546-nucleotide messenger RNA. It is a transcript of the gene nbeal1, whose product is annotated as neurobeachin-like 1. Gene Ontology annotation, biological process: intracellular protein localization. Gene Ontology annotation, cellular component: membrane; cytosol. Lineage: Eukaryota; Metazoa; Chordata; Actinopteri; Carangiformes; Carangidae. The transcript has 54 exons. Gene Ontology annotation, molecular function: protein kinase binding. The record is from RefSeq and is a predicted model, not a curated record. Bases 575 to 8854 code for a protein of 2759 amino acids.